Messenger RNA from Cetraspora pellucida, 419 nucleotides. NCBI's taxonomy places the organism in Eukaryota, Fungi, Glomeromycota, Glomeromycetes, Diversisporales, Gigasporaceae. The record is from the annotation of a GenBank genome assembly.
AUUAUGAAAUUUGUAAAAUAGUUCAGUCUAUACAUGGCAAUGAAAAAAUUAUCAUUCAUGAAUAUAUCCUUGUGAAAGAAAGAAAUAUUAAUAAAAAUUAUUAUUGGUGUUGUGAAUAUAGGUCUUUGAAAUGUUGCAAAGGAUGUGCUAUAACUGUUUUGAAAGGGCAAGAGCAUGUUUUAAAAAAAUUUAAUGAGCAUAAUCAUCUUUCUAAGGCUAGCCAUGCAGAUAUAAUACAAGCCCUUAAUGAUAUUAAAGAAACGGUCUCAUAUAUACAUAACAAACUAUCUCAAAUUAUCCAAGAUGCCAUCAUUAAUAUGUCUGAAGCAUCCUCUGCUAUAUGCCAAAUAAUGAAGCUAUUUGCAAACAGAUUUCAUGUAUUAGAAAUAAAGAAUUACUUACUCAUUCCCAAUCAUUAG